Messenger RNA from Dendroctonus ponderosae (mountain pine beetle), 1597 nucleotides. Its product is annotated as isocitrate dehydrogenase [NADP]. Gene Ontology annotation, molecular function: magnesium ion binding; isocitrate dehydrogenase (NADP+) activity; NAD binding. The record is from RefSeq and is a predicted model, not a curated record. The transcript is spliced from 8 exons. Bases 166 to 1473 code for a protein of 435 amino acids. Gene Ontology annotation, biological process: isocitrate metabolic process. NCBI's taxonomy places the organism in Eukaryota, Metazoa, Arthropoda, Insecta, Coleoptera, Curculionidae. Gene Ontology annotation, cellular component: mitochondrion.
GCACAGCAAGAUAACCAGCAGAAACCCUUGAACUGUCGGCUGCUACGAAUGCACCGGCUUUUUCCGACAAAAUUACGAGAAAUCUGGCUGACUGGCUCGUCGUUCAACAAGUUGUAGAGGCGGUGAAAUUUCGAUCGCAAAUCCAGAGGUGAACGUUUCCUGAUAAUGGCCGGAACAUUGACGAAACUGUGCAGGAGCUCCGGUCAGCUGUUGAGGGCGGAGACACAGCGACGGACUUACUCCAGCGGGAAGAGGCUGGUGGUCAAGAACCCAGUGGUGGAAAUGGACGGCGACGAAAUGACCAGGAUCAUCUGGGAGAAAAUCAAGGAGUCCCUCAUUCUCCCCUACUUGAAACUCGAGUGCCUCUACUACGACCUCGGGUUGCCCUACAGGGACCAGACAAACGACCAAGUGACCAUCGACGCGGCCCAUGCCAUCCUCAAGCACAAUGUGGGAAUCAAAUGCGCCACCAUCACACCGGAUGAGGCCCGAGUCAAAGAAUUCAGCUUGAAGAAGAUGUGGCUGUCGCCUAACGGCACCAUAAGGAACAUCCUAGGCGGCACGGUGUUUAGGGAGCCGAUUCUGUGCAAGAACAUCCCCAGGCUGGUUCCCGGAUGGACGCAACCGAUCUGCAUUGGGCGUCACGCCCAUGGCGACCAGUACAAGGCCCAGGAUCUCAUCAUAGACAAGCCUGGAAAAGUGGAGAUGGUCUACACUCCGGACAGUGGGGAGAAGGUCACAGUGGAGUUGUACCGCUACAAAGGGCCGGGAGUGGCCUUGGCAAUGUACAACACCGAUGAGAGCAUCCGGGGGUUUGCUGAAAGCUCCCUACAAAUUGCGCUGGCCAAGGGCUGGCCCUUGUAUUUGAGCACGAAAAACACCAUUCUGAAGAAGUACGACGGGAGGUUUAAGGACAUAUUCCAGGAAAUCUACGAGGCGAAAUACAAGUCGCAAUUUGAGGCCAAGAAAAUUUGGUAUGAGCAUCGGCUUAUCGACGACCAGGUGGCGCAGGCCCUCAAGUCCUCAGGCGGGUUUGUUUGGGCGUGUAAAAACUACGACGGCGACGUCCAGUCGGACAUAGUGGCUCAGGGAUACGGUUCCCUAGGGAUGAUGUCCUCAGUGCUGAUGUGUCCCGAUGGGAAAACCAUCGAGUCCGAAGCAGCCCAUGGAACAGUCACUCGCCAUUACAGGCAGCACCAGCUAGGGAAGCCCACGUCCACCAAUCCGAUUGCGUCGAUCUUCGCGUGGACCAGGGGAAUCGAGCACAGAGGCAAACUGGAUGGCACUCCAGAUGUGAUCAAGUUUGCCCAAAAUCUGGAAAAGGCCUGCGUAAACACGGUGGAGUCGGGCAAGUAUACGAAGGAUUUAGCAGCGUCCAUAGCAGGCGGAUUCGAUAAGGUCAAGGACGACAUGUACCUCAAUACUCAAGACUUUCUGGAUGCCAUUGCUGAGGAACUGAAGCGGACAGUUUAGAGUGCACUGUUAGUGGAGUCUGAAGGAGAGAAAGCCAAGAAAGAUGCUAACUAAUGGAUCAUUGAGUGAUGGAGUUUUCUUACAGUUCUUUUAAUGUUGGAUAAUAAAACGCUAUUUUUCUAGA